Messenger RNA from Bolinopsis microptera, 2127 nucleotides. Its product is annotated as kelch-like protein 5. Gene Ontology annotation, molecular function: protein binding. Bases 29 to 1783 code for a protein of 584 amino acids. NCBI's taxonomy places the organism in Eukaryota, Metazoa, Ctenophora, Tentaculata, Lobata, Bolinopsidae. The record is from RefSeq and is a predicted model, not a curated record. The transcript has a single exon.
UUUUAAUUAUGGUUUUUGAACGCAUUAUAUGGAGACUAGUCAGUGGAUACUAAUGAACGAACCUGGGAUUGCAGAAAUAACUCCUACCCCAGGAUUCUGCUUUGAAGAACGAUUCCUGGCUCUUUUCUCGUUCCAGAAAGACGGCUGGCUGUGUGAUAUAAAGAUUGUUUGUGAUGAUGGCAGUGUGGAAGCUCACAGGGUUAUCCUGGCUGCCACCUCCUCUUACUUUAAGCACAUGUUCAGUAGUGCUAUGAAGGAAAGUAGCAGUGAUCAGAUCAGAAUGCAGGGAAUGGACGUUGAAAGUCUGUCCUGUAUUGUGAAAUUCCUUUACACAAACGAGCUUGAUGUGACAAAGGAAAAUGCAUCAGAUGUUUUGAAGGCUGCCAAUUUACUUUGUUUACCACCCGUUGAAGAGCAAUGUUGCAAGGUAUUGCUAGGUCCAAUAUCCAAGGAGACUGCCCUGGACUAUGCUGUACUUGCUGAGCAAUACGGGAUGAACAGUCUUCUGAAAACUAGUAUUGAAUACCUGGUCAAAUACUUCAAAUACUUCCUCUUCAAUGGAUUAUACAAGUUAGACAUUAGAGCAUUCCAGAUUGUAGUGGCUAGUGAUGAUUUAGAUGUUAAAGAUGAGAUUAUGGUGUUUGAUACAGUAGUUCAAUGGAUUGAGCAUGAUCUUCCCAACAGACAGAAGCACUUUAAAUCUCUCCUCGAGCAUGUCAGACUGCCUCUUCUGCCUCCAAAGUAUCUUGUAGAUAUUGUAGAGAAAUCCCGUUAUGUAAAGACUGACUUUGAGUGCAGAGAUCUGGUUGAUGAAGCUAAGAACAGGCACCUCCUACCAAAGCGAACUCAAGGGUACCUUUCAGAACGGAUGACUCCCAGGAAGAGCACGGUUGGUUAUAUCUUCCUAGUGGGGGGUCUUACCAUCAAAGAGCGACUUCUUUGUAGCGUGGAGAGAUACGACUUGCCCCUGCAACAAAGCUUCAAAAUGCCAGACAUGAGUUUAGCUAGAAGUGGGUUAGGAUGCGCUAUAUUGGAGAAGGUACUUUAUGUCAUCGGUGGUCAUGAUGGGACUAAAGCACUCAAAAUAGGAGAAUGUAUGGACUUUGGUAAAGGCUCCUGGACUUGGGUACCACAGAUGCACGUACCACGGCGUAACUUGGGUGUUUGUGCUGAUAGCUCACGUAUUUAUGCAGUUGGUGGCCAGGUUGACUCUAAUACCACACUUGAUAGUUUGGAGUCGUAUGACCCUCGGGAGGGCUUGUGGAAGAAGCACGCUGCUACCAUGACCCGAGCCAGGAAAUACGCAAGUGUUGCUCACUUGAAUAAUGGUCUUUUUGUUGUUGGUGGCAAUGAUGGAACUCAUUAUUUGAAGUGCUGUGAGAGAUAUGAUUUACGUGCCGACAAAUGGGAGGAAAUGGCUUCAUUGCCCCAUGCUUUCGGUGCUAAUGGACUUGCAGUAUGGGACAACUGUUUGUACACAGUUGGAGGAUUUGACAGUCGUCAGUGUUUAGAUGUAUUGUAUCUGUACUGGCCACCCUCCAACACAUGGACCCAGCUACCUGACCCCAUGGCACACCGGAGGACUGGUCUGGGAUCAGUAACAGCUGGACACAAUCUAUAUGCACUGGGAGGGCAUAAUGGCGAGACUUAUCUGGAUACAGUUGAGAUGUAUGAUAGUGAUUCUAGAGGGUGGGCGAAACUUCCACCUUUGCACUAUAAAAGAGGUGCUAUGGCUGUGAGUGUGUUGGAGAACUGUUAUAUGACAGCCACUGAUCCAUUAUAGCAUUUGUUUCACGGGAAGUUUCCAUAAUUAAUGUUUAGUAUUGAUCGAUACAUUUUGUUAGUUUAUUUGUUAUUAUAACAUUAAUAUUUAAAUUAUAGUAUCUAUAAUAAGUAUCUUUAUUUGUGUUUUUGGGGUUAUGAAAUGUUUUUUCCUGUCAAAAUUUAUUUAAGUGUGACAUUUUUAUUUUGAAAAGCAAAUUUAAGAUCUAUUAAAAGGAUUUCCUUUUUAAAAUCAAUAAGACUGUCAAACAAAUAUACUGUAGAACAAUUAAUAGACUGCAGAACAAAUAGAGCGCAAGGUCGAAGACUAUAGCUUAGGUUUUAUAAAUUUAAUUUAAUUAUGAA